AAAUGGAGUCCCAGGGCAGGAGUCGCUCCCCGUCCCGCAGGACCAGCCGAGUGGAACAGGUGGUUGGACGAUGGCUGAGACGGUCCAGAGACUUGGGCAGCAGGUCUCACUCUCUGAGCAGAGACCGCGUUGCUGCGGACGGGAAAACGGGAGAAUCCAGCAGCGCCGAUCAGAGAAAUUACCCGUUCCGUUUUAACGUUCAGAUCCAAAAGGAUCCGGACCUCAAUUCCCAUGGCCUCACGCUUUCCAACCAGAUCCCCAUCCUGGUGCACGAGGUCACGCCAGGUGGUCCUGCAGAUGGCCGGCUCGUCCCCGGGGACCAGCUUGUGAAGAUCAAUAACGUCGCUGUCGAUGACUUGACCCCAGAGCAGGCAGCUGAAAUAAUCAGAGAGUGUCAAGACACGCUGACUAUGACUGUUCUCAGGAUCAUGCAUGGCCCGAAGUCGUCGUUCAUCACGCCUGAAAAGAGGGCCAAGCUCAGGUCCAACCCUGUCAAAGUCCACUUUGCCGAGGAGGUGGAGGUCAAUGGACAGUCUCAGGGGAACUCACUGCUCUUCCUGCCCAACGUUUUGAAGGUCUACCUGGAGAACGGGCAGACCAAGGCUUUCAAGUUCGAGACCGGCACAACUGUCAAGGACAUUGUGAUGACACUAAAAGAAAAGCUGUCUCUGAACCGCAUUGAACACUUUUCCCUGGUGCUCGAACAGCAGCACAACAGCAGCAAGCUACUGCUGCUGCAUGACGAGGAGAGGAUCCAUCAGGUGGUCCAGAAGAAGGAAGUUCAUAACUACAGGUGUCUGUUCCGCGUUUGUUUCAUGCCCAAAGACUUCAAGACGCUGCUGCAAGAGGAUCCCACUGCCUUCGAGUAUCUUUACCUCCAGGGGGUGAACGAUGUGCUGCAGGAACGCUACGCGGUUGAGAUGAGGUGUAAUACCGCCCUAAGACUGGCUGCGCUGCACAUUCAGGAGAGGCUGGUGGGCUGUGGACUGUCCCCCAAAGCCAACCUGAAGAUGAUUACGAAGACUUGGGGCAUAGAAAAUUUUGUGUCGUCUACAUUACUGAGGAACAUGCGAGAAAAAGACCUGAGGAAGGCCAUCGGCUUCCACAUGAAGAAAACCCAGUCCCAGCAGGAUCCCAAGCAAAAAGGCUUGUCAGUAGAUCAAGCACGGAUCAACUAUCUGGAGGAGCUGAGUGAUCUCAAGUCCUUUGGGGGGAAAUCCUUCGGUGCUACCUUGAUGCUUCAGGACAGGGAGUCAAUUGUGAGUCUACUGGUUGGCGCACGCUAUGGAGUGAGUCAGGUAGUCAACCGCAAGCUGAGUAUCAUGACAACCCUCACGGAGUUCAACAGCAUCACUCGUGUCGAGCUGCUGCCUGAAUCAGAAAAGGUCAGCCUCGUCAAGAUAUACCUACAGGACAUCAAGCCCAUCACUUUACUGUUGGAGGCAGUUGCAGCAAAGGAUAUGUCCUGCCUCAUAGCAGGUUACUGCCGUGUGUUUAUUGACCCCAACCUCAACGUCUUCCCCUGGAUAGAUGACAAGAAACACAGAGUUUCUGCUGAAGAAGGUUACGUGUCACGGUGUGCAAGUGACUCAGAGGACUCUUCAGACUUGGACAUGGAGCCGUUGUACAGCCUAGCAUCUGAAGACGACAAAUCCCACCCGCCUGUUAGAUCCUCGUCAGACCCGGAUGUAAGGAAAAGGAAGGACAGAGACCGGCUGAGGAGCAAAGACGACAAAGUGAAGGGAGACACCCCUGUGGAGAAUAAAAAGCUAAAACAGAAUUAUUCCGAUUCUACCAAGGAGACAUCUUCAUUAGGAAGGAAGGAAGACACAGUGGACAUAACAAGACUUGGUCCAAAAAUCCAGAUCCAAAUAACGGACAGUGGUUCAGGGGGACACAGAGUAAGUCCUGGAACUGGAGAAGAAGAGCACGCAUCUGCAUCCGAAGCGUCAGAUUCAUGUCACACUGACUCUCGUGUCCUCACCAGCCCCUCCAGUGACUCUCUCAAUGCCCUGGAGGAAGACGAUUUAAUUUCAUGCUCCUCCUCUUCCGUCCAGACGCACGCUCUCUCACAAGCUCACGUCUGCGUCCACUCCCCCAUUCAGCUGCACCUCCACUCUGACGGUCACAUCCAGCCUCACCUUCUCGCUCCUCCGCCACCUCACUCUCAUCCCCUCAUUCACCUGACAGUUGUUAGCUGUGGAGGCGAAUCAGGAGGAGGUGUAGGCUGCAGGAGGUCAGGCGAUGGAGCUGAUCCCAUACUGAUCUCCACGCCGUCUCAGAGCCCCAAAGUCCAAAAACUUUCAAGUGACCAGUGCUCAGCGGACAGCUCGCUGUGUUUCGCUGAACUCUCCCGCCUCGCAGACCUCUUGCCCAGCCCUCCUGAGGCUAGCGAGGAAGAUGAGGAGGAAGAACUGAGGCAGAAGCGAAGGUUUCAGAGCGACAUAGGUGUGACACCGAGAAAUGCAGAUGAAGGAGCAAGUGUCGGAGAGCAUCCUCUUUCCCCCUCUCUGUCAUCCCCAUCCUCCCACAAGGAAUUUGUUUUUAAUUUCGACCAAAGCGACGCUCGCUGCUACUACAACCUCUGCUCCAACAUCACCCCUGACAGCGCUCGCAGCCUUUCGGGGCCCCAGCAUCCUAACGCCGGUGGGACCCAUAAGGAUGAGGCGAAGGCGGAGGACCCUGAGCCAAUUCCCAUCCUCCAGCCGCCCCCUGGAUUCGGGGACAGCAGCUCUGACGAGGAGUUCUUUGACGCAAUAGAUCGUUUCACUUCACCUGAAGAUCCCACGUCAGGGGCCGUCCCGAGAGGCACUCGAAGAGAAUUGAAGCUGGACACCCUCAGCGUUCUCAGCCUGAGUGAUAUCCGAGUUUCUGUGAUGGACACAGAUCAAGGUGAAGGGGCAGAAAUGGACAACCAGCAAGAAAAAGAGGAAAGAGUAAACAAAGAAAUGAUGUUCCUCCUCCGGAAGAGGUCCAGAAAGCGACGCUCUUACAUGGAAACCGAUUAUACCUCCAGAGUCACAUACCCAGAAACUGAUCUGGAAUCAGAGUCCAACUUUAACUCUUGCAGGCUUCUGAAAAACCUUCUGACGGGUGCGAGUGAUAACCCCAUACUGACCUCAGAUCCAGAACCCUCGGAGCAAAGCCAAAAUCCCAGCCCUACCGUCUCUUCGCUCACUCACUCUGAAGGAGAGCCAUCUCAGCUCGAGUCCAAACCCAUCCUGUCAAAGCGUCGCUCCCACGGGAUGGGCUCUCUCUCUACGUCUGAGCAGAGCAAUGAUCUAAACCCCCCCUCCAGGACGAGGAAGCAGGAAAUGGAGAUGGAGCCAGAUGCGAUGGAAUCCAAAUCGGUCACAGAUCUCGUGAAGGUGGCGCCUCCUACCAUCACCGUCGUGCGCUGCCGAGUUGAUCCGGACGGAAAGGAGAGUGCAGAUCGGAGAGGGGACGGCAAGGAGGAAGGGGAAGAGCAAGAGGAGAUGGGUGAAAGGAGAGAGGAAGGAGAGAAGGAGAAGCCGGCAGGUUUAACAGGAAAUGGACUGCUCACUAGUCACAUGGUUUUACCUGAAAUAAUUGAGGAGGACGGACAAGAAGUAGAGGAGAAGAAAGAGAGUAUGUAUGAAUUAUCAUCCAGCUUAACGAGACCCCUCGUGGGUGCUGAAAUACCCCAAGAUGUCAUUAUGAUGCCUGAUAGUUUACCAACAGUGGAUGAAAAGCUGGUCGCUGCACAGAUAAACACACAUGUGGAUAAAUAUUUCCUACCGUUGAUUUCACCGCCACCCCCUCCACCUUCGCCGCUUCUCCCUCAAACACCCGCUGUGCCCAAGCCUGAAAGUGAGCCUUUGAUAAAAGAGGCAGAAAUAUGCAAAAACAUAGAAACCUUAAUCAAACUUACUGCUUUAGAUCCCAAAGGACCGGCUAAUAAUAUCCACUUUGACGCCACAAAGUCGUUAAAACAGACUUGUACUAGCGUUAACGAAGAAGAAUUCACUGGUGUUCAUGAAUCUACAGAAAGCUCUAAUUCGGACAAUGUUUUUGAGGAUGAGGAUGAUGUGGACACUAGUAAUUCCCUAAAUUACACUUUAGGUGAGAAGCAAGACAGCAGGACUAUAAGAGCAAACAGUUUCCUUGGUGAUUCUCCAACCCAGGGAGCUAAAGAUGAAUCACGCAUUGCGACGCAGCUUCUUUUAAACCGCGAAUUCCACAAUAUGGGCCAUUCCAUCACUGCUGAUCACAUUCUGGCUAUAAAGUCCAUUAGGGCAAAGCUUGGAGCUGCCACAACCAUCCUACCCUCUCUUAACCAAAGGACUGCACUGAAAAAUGCAAUUACGUCAAAACCCAAAAGUGAUUCCACCCUGGUGACCGGUGCAGCUGCGGAGAGUUUGGCAAGUCCCCCCAUCUUGGUCGCAAAAGCUGCCACGCUGAACGACCUCUCCAAAGAGCUUCUGCCGCCAGCUCAUUUUAUCUUCCAGACCUGUUCCCCAAGCAUCAUGGGCCGUUUAUCUGCCUCCACGCUAAGGGGAAAGAUUCAAAACUUGCCUCUUUAUCUAUCACGCUCCCAAGAAAGUCUCAGUCAAGCAGGGGUUGGGGGUUCUGCGCAGAGUCCAGCCGAGGACACCGGCAGGGACGACGACGACUUUCACGAUGUCACUCACACCCUUGACUUGGAGCUAGAACCUGACUCGGCCGAAUCGGACGACUCAGAUGCAACACUCACUGGAUCUGAGUUGGAUGGGGAGUUUAUUGUAGAAGCAAAGAAAUCUCCUUUGGCACCCGAGAAAGACGAAGCAAGCUGUCAGCUGCCUGUGCAGACUGAACCCAGACAGCAUCAUCAGACCCUUGAUUCCAGACCUAACGACAACACGCCGGGACCUGUAACAGAGCCUCCUGCAUCCAUAAUAAGCCUCUUCCAAAGAGAUGCCUCUGGGUUGAACACAGACACUCCUGGGCCAGUUAAAGAUGUCCCAGAGCUAAACAUAAAAGUCAACAGCCUCCAGGAAGGCGUCCCGAGGUAUACAGGGAGCAGUCCGUCUCCGAUAGUCGUCACGACCCAGAAUCUGAAUGGACCACGGCUCGCUUUUCAGGCUCAGUCCCAAAGAGUGAGAAGGACGAGUAGUGACAGACCUCUGAUGGGUCUUUGUAGACCUUCAGAGCAGAUCUCAGACUCAUCCAAAGCAUCUUCUCCCGGUUGCAAAGUGUUCACCAUCUGUGAGGAUGUGUCCCAGACGAGCACUCCAGCCGACCCAGGUUCCUCCACGCCCCUGAAAUCUGAGUUUGGCUGCAGCUCUCUGCUUGCCUCUGGCUGUGAGUCGGUAGCGGAGGGGGUGCAGGUGCCCCUGGACGCCUGCGGCUGUCCGGCGUCGUACACAAACUGCUUCAGUGGGGAAGACAGCUUUGACGACGAGCUUACGGUCUACGAGUUCUCCUGCCGCUCUCAGAGCAGCCGCGUUUCUCCGGCUCCCAAAGGAGGCCUUCAUCUCGUCACAUCUGCCCCUGUUCCCUCCUUCAUCUCCACCUCCUCCACCCUCUCCCCAUCAUUUCCCCACCCCAUCCUUUUAUCCUCCUCCACCUCUGAACUCAGCCCUCUUCUCUCUCCCCCCUCUGACACCUCCGAAUCGUAUUUGUCUCAAGCGCACAAGGACACUCUCAGCCACCUGGGUCAGCAGGAGUACCCGGAACCCCCCGAGGGUUUCCAGGUUCUUCGUGGAGACGUCGACACGCUCCUGUCGUUUCUGGAAGGUAGCGGCGGCUCUGACCGAUCGGGGCUUGGCGGUCGCCACCCGAGGGACACAUGCCCGGCACACUUUACAGAGAACAAGAGGGUGCUCCAGUUGGAGGCCCGGCGGCUCAUGUCCGGCUGCCAGAAGGUGGCGGGGAGCGGGCAGAGCCCUGAAGACAUGCUUCAGUUCCUGGCCGACAGUUUCCGGACAUUGGUAGAGCUGGCCGGCGUCUGCCUCUGGUUCUCCGGCUGCGACAGGUGCGACCGCAGGAACUCGGAGGCGGUCGCCGGCCUGGCAGACGUCGCCCGCUCAUUCAGGGACUUCUGCUUGGCGGCAGAGCGAGCCAGCAGCAAACGCAGCUGCCAGGACCUGAGCACCAAGCUGCUGGCCAAGCAGUGCACGGCGCUCACCGCCUCCGUCUUCUGCCUCACGCAGCUGUUCCGCACCCUCACGGCACUGUGAGAGCGCCUCAGCCUGUCCGGCCCGGACCUGUUGGGGAUUUUAGGAGCUGGGCCACUCCCAGAACUCGACAUUACAGAGCCAAGUUUGAUGCAGUUCAACGGAAGGGGUCAUGUGUAAAGGUGCAUGUGAUGACGUUCUUUUUGCUGCAUAAGUUCUGCUUACCACAGACUCUGUGGAUUUUUAGGAUUUAGGAACUGAUAUACUUGAAUGUAUUCUUUAUCUAGCAAUUGUAUUAUUUAUUAUUUAUUGAAUCGGUUGCUACUGUGUGUCUGAAGAGGUGCAAAGUGGAGGAAGAAAUGUUUACAGACCGCUUUUGUUGGCAGGAGAAACAGUGUGUUCACAAACGCCACGUACAGAGCAAAUGUGUUUGAUUUACUCGUGCACAGGCCUUUAGUUCGUUCAGCUUUCUACAUUAAUACAACUUUGAUCCUCGUAGAAGAAGGAUCAAGCAUACGGCGCCUUGCAAAAGCCGUCUUCACAUUUUGCGUUUCUGGUUUGAUGUUCUGUGAUAGACCAACAACGGAGCACACACAAAGUAUGUGAAGUAGAGGGAAAAUAAUACGGUGUUUUCAAAACUUGAUAUUGACGUGUAUUCAGCCCCCCUCGGUCAAUGCUUUUUAGGAGAACCGUUGUCCUUUGGGGUAGGUCUCUACCAGCUUUCCAUUUCUGUAAACUGAAGUCUUUGUCCAUUGUUGUUCGGAAAAUGGCUCCCAGUCAGUCAGAUUAAGUGCCGAGCGCCUGUUAUCAUCGUUUUUAAAGUCUUGCCACAGAUUCUGAUUUGGAAACAGGACUGGACUUUGACUGGACCAUUCCGUCAUAGUGAAUAUGCUUUGAUUUAAACCAGAGGACUUGAACUCCGGUCCUCGAGGUCCGGUGUCCUGCAGCUUUUACAUGUGUCCCUGGUCCAACACAGCUGAAUCAAAUGGCUGAAUUAGCUCCUCAGCAUGCAGUGAAAUUCCCCAGGGUCCUGCUAAUGAUCUGAUUAUUUGACUCCGGUGUGUUGGGGACGCAUCUAAAGCUGCAGGACACUGGAUCUCGACGACCAUUUUUCACUGUGGGGCUAGUGUGUUUAGGGUGAUUAAAAGUGUUUGUUUUGCAACACA
Molecule: messenger RNA, 7282 nt
Organism: Fundulus heteroclitus (mummichog)
Lineage: Eukaryota; Metazoa; Chordata; Actinopteri; Cyprinodontiformes; Fundulidae
Product: FERM and PDZ domain-containing protein 1
Biological process (GO): signal transduction
Cellular component (GO): cytoskeleton
Molecular function (GO): protein binding
Source: RefSeq, a predicted model, not a curated record